Messenger RNA from Corticium candelabrum, 1019 nucleotides. RefSeq names its product casein kinase II subunit beta-like. The record is from RefSeq and is a predicted model, not a curated record. Gene Ontology annotation, molecular function: protein kinase regulator activity. The transcript is spliced from 7 exons. NCBI's taxonomy places the organism in Eukaryota, Metazoa, Porifera, Homoscleromorpha, Homosclerophorida, Plakinidae. The coding region runs from base 124 to 834 and encodes 236 amino acids. Gene Ontology annotation, cellular component: protein kinase CK2 complex; cytoplasm.
ACCUUGCCUAACGCACGCGUGCGCAACGUGCAUGAAUGGCGUCGCCGACGCAGCAAACGCAACCGCGGACUCUUUCCUAGUGACGCUUUUUCGUUCUCUCCCACGAUCUCCACGACGCCAGCGAUGAGCUCGACAUCCGAAGAGCCGUGGAUAUCGUGGUUCUGCACCCUGCGAGGCAACGAGUUCUUCUGUGAGGUGGAUGAGGAGUAUAUUCAAGACAAGUUCAAUCUGACGGGACUGAGCGAUCAGGUCCCGCACUAUCGCCAAGCGAUCGAUGUUAUCCUGGACAUGGAGCCUGCACCAGAUGACGAGUUGGCCAAUGAUCCGACGCAAUCUGAUGUGCUUGAACAAGCAGCCGAAAUGCUCUUUGGUCUUAUCCAUGCCAGAUACAUUUUGACCAAUAGGGGCAUCGGGCAAAUGGCUGAAAAGUAUCAGGGCGGAGAGUUUUCUUACUGCCAUCGUUAUUAUUGUGACAAGCAGCCCGUAUUGCCUGUCGGUUUGUCGGACAUCCCCGGUGAGUGCAUGGUCAAGCUGUAUUGCCCAAAAUGUCAGGACAUAUAUAAUCCACGCUCUCAACGUCAUCAACAUAUUGAUGGUGCUUUUUUUGGAACGAGUUUUCCUCACAUGUUUUUCAUGGUCCAUCCUGAGCUGAGGCCACCAAAGUUGAUAGCAAAGUACACUCCUAGACUGUAUGGUUUCAAAAUCCAUUCACUUGCUUACCAGCUACAGCAUCAAGCUGGGGAACGAGCUCGUCUAGCACACAUUCAACAACAGCAGCAACAGCAUCGUCAGAAAGCAGCACAGGCGUCAGGAGUGCAACCGUCUCUAAAGUAGCAACUGCGUAGGAACCACCUGAUGGUGUGAAUGACGAGCGAACAAGGAGACGGUAGUUUCAGUAGACAACUUUGCCUGUCUAAAUUAUCUUUGUUUAGAGUAGUGGUUUGGUGGACGUUGUAGCAUACUGAUAUCUAAUUUUGUGCUGACUAGUAUUAAGUAUAUGAUUUAUGUAAUUCUCGUGA